AGAGGCCCGGCGAUCCUCGGUUCCCGGGCACCGAAACAAACAGGUUUGCUUCAUUAGUUGUGUGCAGUUUGAGGCGUUCAGAUCAGUAAGGCACACUUCAUCUCAAGAACUAUCAGGAACUAGUGCAAGGACCCGAGAUCGAUGGCGCUGCGGAGAAUCAUCAAGGAGCUCAAGGACCUGCAGAGGGAUCCGCCGACGUCCUGCAGCGCAGGGCCCGUGUCUGAUGACAUGUUCCACUGGCAAGCGACGAUCAUGGGCCCGAGCGACAGCCCCUACUCUGGAGGAGUGUUCCUGGUCACCAUCCACUUCCCACCAGACUACCCGUUCAAGCCGCCCAAGGUGGUGUUCAAGACGAAGGUGUUCCACCCGAACAUCAACAGCAACGGCAACAUCUGCCUGGACAUCCUCAAGGACCAGUGGAGCCCGGCGCUGACCAUCUCCAAGGUGCUGCUCUCCAUCUGCUCGCUGCUGACGGACCCAAACCCGGACGACCCGCUGGUGCCGGAGAUCGCGCACAUGUGCAAGACCGACCGCCUCAGGUACGAGUCCACGGCAAGGGGGUGGACGCACAAGUACGCCAUGGGCUAGGCAGGCAAGCUUUUAGUAGGCAGCAGGGGCCAAGAAGAUCGUGAAUGUACCCAACAUCCAUGAACAAUAAGAUUUUGCUUUAGUUCAUCACGAUAUAACAGGCCUAGAGCUGGGAGAUGCUCGGCGGCGCAUCCUUCCUCACGAAGGAUGAUACAUAGGAUUGAACAAUCAUAAAUUCAAUUUUGAUCGAUCAAUGGACGUUUUGUGUCUGAA
This is a messenger RNA of Panicum hallii, 801 nucleotides long. RefSeq names its product ubiquitin-conjugating enzyme E2 28-like. Gene Ontology annotation, cellular component: nucleus. Bases 142 to 588 code for a protein of 148 amino acids. The transcript is spliced from 3 exons. The record is from RefSeq and is a predicted model, not a curated record. Gene Ontology annotation, biological process: protein polyubiquitination. Gene Ontology annotation, molecular function: ubiquitin conjugating enzyme activity. Lineage: Eukaryota; Viridiplantae; Streptophyta; Magnoliopsida; Poales; Poaceae.